Eublepharis macularius is the source of this 6868-nucleotide messenger RNA. Its product is annotated as torsin-1A-interacting protein 2-like. The record is from RefSeq and is a predicted model, not a curated record. Gene Ontology annotation, biological process: membrane organization. Lineage: Eukaryota; Metazoa; Chordata; Lepidosauria; Squamata; Eublepharidae. Gene Ontology annotation, cellular component: membrane. The transcript is spliced from 5 exons. Bases 368 to 1876 code for a protein of 502 amino acids. Gene Ontology annotation, molecular function: ATPase activator activity.
UGUGCCUGCGAGUUUUGCUUCUAGUGGAGAAACUGGAGGGAUACUCUGGGAGGACUGGAAAACUGUGGAUCGAAUUAGGAUGUUGAAAUCUCUAUGCAAAAAAGCAACGAAGAGGAACGGGAACAUGAGAAAGGUCUGCCUGAACUAACUUUCUGCGAAGGGGAAAAAAAGGGAUUUUUCUUUCACUUUUAUUUCCUGAUCAAACAGAGGACAAUCGGUCGGGAGGAGUUGGAUCUGUAUGUAUAAAUAUUCCAAGACCAAAGGGGGAUGCUAUGUGCAAACCUUCUGCAACCUGCCCAGCCUUUCAGAAUUUAUGUAAUUCCCAAACUGAAACCAAAUAAACUAGGAAAUCGAAACUCAGGAGAAGAUGUCAGAAGAGCUUACACUCACUGCUCAAGGAGGUUAUCCUGAAGACCAGGAGCUGAUGUCACAGAAGAGGAUGACUUUCCCACCCCCAGAUAGUGACAUAAAUAAUGCCCCCCCAAAUGAAACUCAGGAAACCAGCCCGGUGGACUCAGCUAAAGAUACAGACACAUUGAGUCUUCUCUACCAUGAAUCAAAUAGUUUGACUGAGAAUUCCUGUAGGGCAGAUGAAGAAGAUUCUGUAAAGGAAACACCCGUGGAUUCUGAUGGAAUUUUGGUGACCAGAGAGACCAGUGACCACCCAGAAUGCAACACAGAGCUUCUGCCUUAUCCAGAAGACUUACCUGAUAAUUCUGUAGAGAAAGAUACAGUAGAUUCUUUAGAUGAAAGAACUGGACAUUCCCAGGAUUCUCCCAUGGAAGAGACAAACAGCUUAUCCCAAACCACCCCUGAAGAACAAGUGAGCCCCGUGAGUCAGCCCAGCCAGAAUGCCUCUGAGCAUCCUGAAGAAUCAAAAGAGGAUAUGCUGGAAGAGGAAACGGAGAAAUUAAUUCAAAUCCUUGAAGGCACAGAGAAAAAGAGAUCCUUGAUGGAAGGGCAGACUGUAAGCGGAUCACAGACUGAACCCUCUCCAGAAGAUACCGGCCAGUGUCUUUCACAAGAAGGAUGGAAGCAGAGCAGAGUGCAAGAAUGGCUGCAGAGUCAUUGCCGACCUUUUCAAAGCAGUGGCCUUGUCUACUUACUGGCAGUUGGUGUGGCUUUGGUUGCCAUUUUCAUAAGCUGCAGCGGCUACUACACUUCUCGCCCGCAAAACGUGCCAAAAAACCCAGCUGUGGAGGCCUUCUUGAAAAGGUUUGAUCCCCUAAAGAACAGCUUCCCAGGUCAAAGGCCUUACCUGUGGGGGCGGGUACAGAAAGUCCUUCAGAAGCACCUCAAUACGUCCCACCACACCGAACCAGCCAUCUUAAUCUUCACCGCUGCCCAGGAAGGCAAAUCAACCUUGAAGUGCCUCAGCAUCCAGAUUGCCAGUGCUUAUUCCUCAUCUCUCCAGGGCAGCACAAUCCAGGUAGAUGGAGCUUCUAAAUCCACUCUGAGCAGUGACAUUGCUAAAUUGGAAGUCGAUGAGGAGCUGAGCAGUGGUUUCCAUGGAGAUGGGAAGACAGCAGUGGUACAUCAGUUUGAAUCCCUGCCCGCUGGUUCCACCUUGAUUUUUUACAAGUACUGUGACCACGAGAGUGCAGCUUUCAAAGAUGUGGCACUGAUUUUAACUGUUCUUCUGGAGGAUGACAAAUUGGAAGCUAAUGUUGGCAUGCAGAGUGUGGAAGAGAAAGUACGAGACUUCCUCUGGGCCAAGUUUACCAACACAGACACUCCCAGCUCCUACAAUAGCAUGGACACAGAUAAGCUGAGUGGGCUGUGGAGCCGCAUAUCCCACCUUGUCCUGCCAGUUCUUCCAGUACAAGCUAUAGAGGAUGCUGGCUGCCCUUUGCAAACGAGACUACAAGGUGAAUAAGGUGGACUUCAAGGGGAAGCUAGGAAAAUCUGAGGGGUUUGCACCAACCAGGAAGCCUUUUUAAAGAGGCUAUAAGCCACACAGCAGCAUUAAAGUUGUGAGCUUAUAUUAGACCAGUUAUGCAUUUGGGGUGUCUGUUUUGAUCUUUCUGAACAUUAGAGAAGAAAUAAGCAGGACCUUCCAUGGCUUACUUUUAUGACUGUUUUGCUAUUUAUGUCGCAAUCAAAGAGUAUUUUUAAAAAAUUAUGUAGAGGAAAGCAGGUGAUACUUUGCACAUUGUAUAUCCAGAAAGUCUUUGCUGCUGAAGGAAAAUGGAGAGAGUACUAAAACACGCUAUUUUAUAUUCAUUCCAGCCUUGCAGAUGCCUUGUCAAUCUAAAAGUAAUAAAUCACGCAUCUGUGGCAAGCCAUGACAAUUCAAAGGCUGUCUGCACUGCGGAGUUGAGCACAUCAUAGGGUGUUUAAAGUGGAAAUUAAGUUUAAUGUAGCACAGGAGAAACCUUAACAGCUCUGACUAUUGAUUCCAGCUGCUAUGUUGACAACCAAGGGAGCAGGAUAGGCUAAGCAUAAGGCAUGCGUGGCUUGUGGGAAUAGGAAGCACCAAGUUAGCACAAAGGUACGUUCUCCUAAGUCUCAUGCAGAUGGACUCUUGGCACACUGCAAAACUCUGGCUUUCUUAACUUCGACGUAGGAAAUGGAUCUACCGUGUGCUUGCUGAGUGAGCUAGGCUUUUGCUUGCUUUGGCAGCACGUGUACUAAAAUUGAAGUGAGCCAGGUUGAAGAGCAGGUUAACCCUGUAUGUGCUAGAACACAUUUGUUAAUGAAUGAUAGUGAGGGAGAUGAUUUCACCAGAAACAGAUAGGGGUGUGAUAACCCAGUGAUGACGCUGGCACGUAAUUGAAGUACAGAUGGGAGCAUCACAUCAGGGAGGUCACAUAACAUCAAUAUAUGCCAGUGACCCACAUGUUCAGGCAGAUCUUGAGCAUGUGAAGCUGGGUAGAAUCUUAAUGGAAGAAUGCAUUGUUAAAUGAGAGGCAAAGCCAAUCUGGGAUGUGGCAGGCAAACCCAGGAAGCAGGAAAGGGGAGAUGAUAAUGAGUGUGGGGAUGUGGAAUGGAGAGAGAUGAUAGAAAAGGACUGUGAAUAUAGCUGGAGUGUGUCAUUGUCUAAAGGGAAUCUCUCAGGACAAAUCCUCUCCAAAGUAGGCAGUGACAAAUUGUCUGUGAACAGAGAUGUUAUUUUUUUGUUGUUAGGACUUUUGUGUCAGAAUCUGAUCCCUCUGUCUACAUGCAGUGUGCUGGUGGGUUACUGUAGUUUGGACUUAACAGCCACAGCCACUACUCAGCAUGACAAUAAUUCCCGUGCAUUUUCCAUGGAACCCCUGCACAUUGCUGUCAGUUCAUGUGUGGCCUGGUUAGGCCUCUCAGCCCUUGCUCUUAUGCCACACAGACUGAGAGUACAACUUACUCCAGCCAGUGUGGUAGAGCAGUUAGAAUGUCAGACUUGGAUCUGAGAGUCUUAGGUCUGAAUUGUCACUCUGCUGUGGACGCUUGCUGGGUGAUCUUGAGCCAGUUGUACACUCAGCUUAACCUACCUCACAGGAUUGUUGUGAGGAUAAAAUAGAAGAGGGGAGAACAAUGGCCAUUUCCACACAUCCUUAAAGGGAUGGCCCACUCCCCGAACACUGGCAUCUUUUCCCCUUGACUCCCUUUUCUCCAGACCCUGGGAAAGUCCCAGAAAAGGUGCCGAAAAAGCGGAAGCCAUACAGUCUGCAACUGUUUUGAAAAUGGAGAUGUCUGGAGUCAAGGGGAAAAAGCUGCCAGCAUUCGGUGAGUGGGCUAUCCCUUUCAGGACGUGUGGAAACGGCCAAUGUAAGCUGAUUUGUGUCCUCAUUGGGGGGGAGGCGAGGUAUAAAUGAAGUAAAUAAAUAAUAAAACAUACUCAAUACUCAAAACAAAUAAUAAAACAUACUCAAUCCUCCCCUGAGUUUCUUUCAGGGAAGGCUGAUCCCCGUUACUAAUCUGUCAUAGAGGCCUAGCUGAAAAAAUUCUAAGGAAUCCAUAGUUUGAAAGCCACUACUUCAAAGGAAGCAAAGAAGUAAAGAAAGAUUACAGCUGUUUUCACACAGGGAAACCCUCACAGUAAACAGAAGCAUUCAGAAACCUUCAUGCCCAAUUAAGUCACAAUUCUACUAGCUCUAAUCCCACCCCCACCCCCAUUGAGACCUAAUUUUCUUCCACUCAGAGGGGAAACCACUCAGAGGUGGCUAUGGUGGAGUGGCCUCUGGAUGCUCCGUUCUAUCCUCUGCCAUAGUAUGGACAGAGGCAGAGAUCAGCUCUGCUUUAAAAUGUCACAGGGAAGCUCACUGCCACACACCAUUUUCAUCACUUCUGAGCUUUCGUAAAGGUUAUCAUAGAGAAAAGAGGGAAGAGUGGGAGGUGGGGUCAGCGGCGGCAGAUAGUAAAACGAGGAGGCAUAUGGGCACUGUUUCCGCCUCCUCCUGCCCCAUUUGCAGCUGCUGCCAUGGGGGGGUGAGUGUUUUUGCACCCCUGUCAAGAUGCAGGCAGGGUAAAAUCAAGAGAAUGGAGGGCCUGUAUUUAAAACAAAUGAGGGCAAGUAAAAUGAUAUAUAAAAAUACAGGAUUUGAGAGGCAAUACAUUUAAAGUAAGGUUAUGAUGGUGAAAGAUUUUAAAAGAUAUUUAAAACAGAAAAAAUAACAAAAGAUAAUUAUUCAGACUGUUUAUUAGGAUGCCUGUUAAAAAUGAAAUAGAAAAAGCAGGAAAAGAAAUAGAAAAAGAGAAAUAGGAAAAAAUCCUAUUAAGAAAAAUGAAUUACACAGUAUCUCAGAAAGAAAUAACAGGAGGAUUCAUACAGUACUACAAGAAACUGAAUUAUCAAGUCAAACUAUUAAAGAUAUUUUAGGAGCAGGCUCUCCCAGUAAUAUACAGGACUAUUGGAGGUCCAAUAACAGGGGAAGUAUGGCUGGCAUUAGUAAUUUAUUCUGUUACAAAUAAUUCUUCUGACUUUACCAUUAAUGAAUGUACGUAGAAUUAACUGUAUACUGCUAAAAAGUUGGGCCGAGAUUAAGCUAAAUAUAGUAACGAAAUCAGGUAAAGGCCAUUUCUGAAUAGAUUCUUGCCAUCCCGUUUCACUGUUCUCCCAGGGAAUUUUUUUCUGUUCAAGGUUGAAAUCAAUUACGUACCCUAGUCAUGGACUCAGAAAAAGGACAUUUGUUGCUUUGAGAUGAUAACUGGUUACCCCGGAUUGAUUUUGUGGAGUUUACUAAUUAACCCCAAUGAAAUUUAUUUGAAUUUGACAACAAGAAUAUGAAUGUUUAACAAUACACACUGUAUACCACAUCUGCUGCAAACACACACAUAAAUUAUUAUGACUCACGGUGUAUGUUUGUACCCAUAAGCGUGUCUGGUAACCAAUGACAACUGUAUUUUGUUUAUAAAAUGAAAAAGUGACAGUUCUGUUAAAAACAGAACAAAUAAUUUUAGCUUAGUCACUAGUGAAACUUAGCUGGUGUAGUUUGUACCCCAAUAGUUAACUUUGUACCCCAAUAGUUAACAUGAGCUGUGUUACAAAGUUACCUCAGUGUGAAAAUUCAGGUUUUUCUGUGAUAAAGGAAGAAAUAAACAAUAAUUAAUUUUUCUUUGGGAUGGCCAUUAAUUUUUAAAUUUUUGUAAGGAAAGUGCUCCUGAAGAAUGUAAUCCAAGACAAGGAUUAUCAGUACAUAACUGAUGGGUAAAAUAGAUCAUUAUCCUGUAACACGGGGAGGCUGGUUAAUAUUAUACACACAUAUAUACUGUCAAUCCUUGAGUGAUCUUUGCUAUUUAUAGAUGAAGAGAUUUGAUCAGAUGGACUGGCUUUAUCACAAUUUUUAGAUGCAUUUUACACAGGGUAUGGUUUCAGAACCCUACUGCAAAAAUUAUUACAGAUUUUAACUUACAUGAAAAUGUUUGUCUUUUUUGAGGCAUAAAACAGGGCUGCCCGAGUGAUACAAUUUUAUUCUGUGGUCUUUGAAUCACUGGCCAUAAUCAUGUGCGAGGCAGUAGUGACAUUUCUGGAAUUGCAGAUACACUAAAAAUCCUUUUAAUCAGAUGAUAUAGAUUUAAUUAACAGUCUAAAGCAUCGGGGUUACAGGCAGUUAUAUGUAUUACAAAUACUUGACUCUAUCAGGUAAAUUUGGGGAAAAAAGCACACCAUGAAUGACUGCAAAAAAGAAUGAAAACCACUUCUUCCAAAUUCUUUAAUGCACCGAAGGGAGUUUAUGUCCGGAUUGCAGAUUCCUUUAAUGAGAUUUUAAAUAUUAAUUUGAGGCAAUCGUAGAAAAAUGCUAAAUACAGGAUAGGUUGAGAUUGAAGGUAUAAUUGGUUGGACAUUUUGUCAUCUAUUUCCCAGGUAUACAAAUGUGGCUCAUACAGGAAUAAUCUGACUUUGAGAAAUGAGUAGCCAAAACAAAUACAGCUAAGGCAACAGCCUAAGCAAUGACAACUCUUUCCUUGGUUGGAGCACAGGGUGAGGAUGAAAAAUAGCGAGGGAGUGCUUAGAAGGGCUAUCCGAGUAUCUCUGGCCUUGGUUAUGGGCAGAAUAAGGACUGAGUCCAUAGCCCGAUGCACACAAUACUGUGAAAACGUACAUUCUGCAUAAAUUCGUAGAUCUGUCUGUAAUAGUAGGUCUUUUCAGGAGCUACAUGCACAUAUAUCAGGAGCCCACCACCAUAAUAUAACCCUACUCAAUAUGCAUAGUCACCACAUUACGUAAAGAGGGGCAAUGCACAUCUGACCACAGGAUUGAUCAUGUAUCAUGUACCAAAAGUGUAUUCAUAUGCAAAAUAUGGGUGUUGCUCUCUUCACACAAAAGAGUAACUGUGUGUAUAAGGACAGGAGCAUCAUUGGUAGCAUGUGCUCCUGACAUGUACCCUUACAGGCCACCCAGUAUGCAUGGAUGUAACAUCAGAAAAGGCCUAAACAGUUAAUGUAAAUUCAA